UGUAUGCAAACCUGAAUAUGGGGUUUCUAAGUCAACUAUCAAUUAUGCCCCUUCUCUUUGUUGCUAUGGUCUUUUGUCAGCAUGAAGAUUAUGAUUUUGAGGAUGAAUAUGACCCAGAACCAGAUGAACAGCCAUCUCUCUUUCAUAUUAAUCCUAGUGUAGAUUAUGAAGUUUCUCACUUUUCUGGUCCGCUUAGAUGUGCCAAAGAAUGUUUUUGCCUGACAGCAUUUCCAUUGUCAAUGUACUGUGAUCAUCGGAAACUUAAGAUGAUACCAGCUAUUCCCAUCCAUAUCCAACAACUCUAUCUUCAGUAUAACAAUAUUGAAGCUGUGAGUUCACAGUCAUUUGCUAAUGUUACUAUCUUGAGAGAAAUUAAUCUCAGCCACAACAAAAUUAAUUCUUAUAUGAUUGACUAUGGUGUUUUUGCCAAACUUGGAAAUUUAGUUCAGCUUCACUUGCAGCACAAUGAAUUGGAGGAAUUUCCAUUUCCACUUCCCAACUCUUUAGAGCAACUUCUCCUUGGUUUCAAUAAAAUUUCCAGAUUACCUGCAAAUGCUUUACAAGGAUUAGUAAAUGUAACUAUGCUUGAUCUCUGCAACAACAAUCUGGAUGACUCUGAUUUUAAAGGAAAACAAUUGUCAAAUAUGAAAAAUCUAAUGCAGAUCAACCUAUGCAACAACAGAUUACAGAACAUGCCUCCUGAUCUACCAUCUUCACUUAUGUAUCUUUCACUUGAAAAUAAUUCAAUUUCUUACAUUCCAGAAAACUAUUUCAAUAAACUUCCAAAUAUCACUGCUCUAAGACUGUCAAACAAUAACCUGCAAGAAGUCCCAUAUAAAGUUUUUAACCUUUCCAACCUUGUAGAACUCAAUCUUGGACACAACAAACUGAAGCAAACAUUCUACAUUCCUAGAAGUCUGCAACAUUUAUACAUUGAAGACAAUGACAUUGAAAUUGUAAACAUUACUUUGAUGUGUCCUUUUAUUGAUCCAGUGAACACCAAUCAGUUAACCUACAUUCGGAUGGAUCAAAACAAGCUUACAGCUCCAAUAAGCACAUACGCAUUCUUCUGUUUUCCUCACAUACGCAUUAUUUAUUAUGGUGAACAGAAAGGUACUGUCAGCCAAUCAACGCAGCUCAGGACUCCAGUGUUCCAAAGAUUUUUAACACCAGAUGAGUAUGAAGAAGCGCGCAAUGAGCAUGAAGUAGAAUAUGAGCAUGAAGAAGAUGUUGUAGAAAGAGAAGAGGACUACAUUUACUUACACUGAAGUAAUUCCACAGUGCAAA
Messenger RNA from Alligator sinensis (Chinese alligator), 1287 nucleotides. RefSeq names its product osteomodulin (gene OMD). Gene Ontology annotation, molecular function: protein binding. The transcript has 2 exons. Lineage: Eukaryota; Metazoa; Chordata; Crocodylia; Alligatoridae. The coding region runs from base 18 to 1268 and encodes 416 amino acids. The record is from RefSeq and is a predicted model, not a curated record.